AACGGUUAACGUCUUUGCAUUCAGAGGCGUGUUCGGGGACUGGACCUUUCAAAAACGAAGGAAGCUGCACUUCCGACUUCUGAAAGUUCAACGACAAAUUAAGAUAAUCAAUGGCAGAGGGCGAUAAUAAAAGCGCAAAUCUUUUGGCUCAGGAAACGGCUCAACUCGAGGAGCAGCUUCAAGGAUGGGGGGAGGUCAUUUUAGCUGGGGACCAGUUCCUGAGGUGGGAAAAACCAUGGUUCCCUGGGGCCUUGAUGGGUAUCACCACAGUCGUUUUCCUGCUUGUCUACUACUUGGACCCGUCUGUGCUGACUGGGCUGUCCUGUACCGUCAUGAUUCUGUGCCUGGCUGACUAUCUGGUGCCCACCCUCGCCCCACGCAUCUUUGGCUCCAAUAAGUGGACCACAGAGCAGCAGCAGCGUUUUCACCAAAUCUGUGGGAGCCUGGUGAAAACCCAGCGCCGCGUGAUUGGCUGGUGGCGACGCCUCUUCGCCCUGAAGGAGGAGAAACCCAAGAUGUACGUCCUGUCAGUGAUCAGCAGUCUCGUGGUUGUGGCCUGGAUUGGACAGCAGGUCCAUAACCUCUUCCUCACCUACCUGAUUGUGAGUUUCCUGCUGCUCCUGCCCGGCCUCAGUCAGCACGGCAUCAUCAACAAAUACUGCGGCAUGGCCAAGAGAGAGAUCAACAAGCUCCUGAAGCAGAAGGAGAAGAAGAGCGAGUAAACGCCCUUCGGGUAACACCACAGGUGGAUUCUGUAGUGUUGGGAAGUCCAAAGGAACGGCAAAGAGUGCGCUGGUGUGUGAGAGUCAGUCAUGGCCACAGUCACCCCCCUACCCACCCCCCACCCCAUAUCUUAAAUAAUGGCACAGACCCAUGAGCUUCUGCCUUUCUGCUUGAAUAACUGGUGGAGAAAAAGCAAAUAUAUAGGCUUGAAUCACUUGUAGGCUUCAGUUCACCACUCAAGAGUUUCACCACCAUGAUGGGCAGAGUUUGGAUAGUAUUCUUUCGUGUCAUUAUAUGCAUCACAUCUAAGUGUUUUGCGUGUAACGGCGCUUAAUGCAUUAACUAUGUAAAAUCAUGACAUCGCUUUUAAGAGCCGUUUGCUUUUAUAAGCCAGUGAGGCAACUACUGAAAUAUAUUUACUCAGUCCUUCACGACUCUUGCUCUUAAAAUAGGGUGUGUUGUGUGGUUUGUGGGUUGUUGUUUUUUUUUUUGUUUUUUUUUAAAUCUUUUCUAGUUGGCUUUAGAAAGUGAUCAUUAAUCAUACUUGGAGUGUCAUGUAUUAUAAGGCAUUUAGCGUUGUUUUUAAAACUGCACUGGAAUCUUGAGAAACUGGAGUGUUAAGAAGCUGUGUUAUUGCCCUGUGUAUGCUUGCAUGGGGGGGUCUUGACCCAUAUACUGCUGUUUAUUGAGUUUCUCAUCAGCACUAGCCCCUCACGCCUGCUCCUGGGUUACCCCUGUAAAUAUACCUCUGAUGUGUGUGUGUGUGUGUGUGUGUGUGUGUGUGUGUGUGUGUGUGUGUGUGUGUGUGUGUGUGUGUGUGUGUGUCAUUUUCCCUCUGGCUGGUCUAAAUGUCUUUACCUAUGUCUUUUCAUUUCCUGUUGCUGACACCUUAAUAAAGGCUGGUUUAAAUGCA
Messenger RNA from Electrophorus electricus (electric eel), 1636 nucleotides. It is a transcript of the gene arl6ip1, whose product is annotated as ARL6 interacting reticulophagy regulator 1. The record is from RefSeq and is a predicted model, not a curated record. Gene Ontology annotation, cellular component: Sec61 translocon complex; membrane. Lineage: Eukaryota; Metazoa; Chordata; Actinopteri; Gymnotiformes; Gymnotidae. Gene Ontology annotation, biological process: cotranslational protein targeting to membrane.